GCCACAGGCUUUGCAUCUUCCACAAACAUUUUGAACCUGGUUGAUCAACUUAAAGGCAAGAAGAUGAGGAAGAAGGAAGCUGAGCAAGUACUGCAGAAGUUUGUGCAGAACAAAUGGCUGAUUGAGAAGGAAGGGGAGUUUACCCUGCACACCCGGGCCAUCCUGGAGAUGGAGCAGUACAUCCGGGAGACAUACCCUGAUGCCGUGAAGAUCUGCAACAUCUGCCACAGCCUCCUCAUCCAGGGUCAGAGCUGUGAAACCUGUGGGAUCAAGAUGCACCUGCCUUGUGUGGCCAAGUAUUUCCAGUCAAAUUCUGAGCCGCGCUGCCCUCACUGCAAUGACUACUGGCCCCAUGACACACCAGAAGUCUUCAACCCUGAGAAGGAGAGGGAAGCUGGUACCUCCAAAUCGAGCAAGAAGUCCUUGCGGGCCAGGCAGCAUUAGCCGCUAUGUGCCUGGGACAGCCUGACCACUCAGCCCUGCCUGGGAGAGGGCAUCAGUAUUUCACAGUUUACACAGAAUUACCGCCCUUGUUCUUUGUAUUCGUUAUUAACAGCU
Messenger RNA from Nycticebus coucang (slow loris), 558 nucleotides. Its product is annotated as non-structural maintenance of chromosomes element 1 homolog. NCBI's taxonomy places the organism in Eukaryota, Metazoa, Chordata, Mammalia, Primates, Lorisidae. Gene Ontology annotation, molecular function: ubiquitin-protein transferase activity. The record is from RefSeq and is a predicted model, not a curated record. Gene Ontology annotation, cellular component: nucleus; Smc5-Smc6 complex. Gene Ontology annotation, biological process: double-strand break repair via homologous recombination; DNA damage tolerance. The transcript has a single exon. The annotation marks the transcript as partial.